Oryza brachyantha (malo sina) is the source of this 1130-nucleotide messenger RNA. RefSeq lists its product as uncharacterized. Bases 321 to 917 code for a protein of 198 amino acids. The transcript has a single exon. The record is from RefSeq and is a predicted model, not a curated record. Lineage: Eukaryota; Viridiplantae; Streptophyta; Magnoliopsida; Poales; Poaceae.
AAGGCGAAGACUGUCAAGGCCAAGAACCAGACGCGCCCAUGGCUUCAUCACUCACCCCCACCGCACUAACACCAUGCGUUUGCAUCGCAUCAACUUUUUCCGUCAAUGGUUUAGUUUAUGUUUGACUCUAAUCCAUCGCGAUGGAUUAAGUAAAAGCACAUGCGAAUUCAACCACUCUCCCAGCCACUCACUAUCUACCUUUUGCUCCGUUCUCUCUUCCUCGUAAGAAAUCCAAGAAUCAUUAACUUGCUAGAAUGGUCGCCAUGGCGACCACCCCCGCCGCGCUGGGCUUCCAGAAAUAGGAUGAGACGGCGGGUACGAUGCUGGGAAGGAUCAUCUUCUGCGUGGCGAUCGCCGCGGCCGUCCUCGCCGUCGUCCUCCUCGCCACCGUGUCGCCGCUGCCGCGGCGCCACAAGGGUGGCGGCCUGGACCAUACGCGGACUAUCACCGUGUACAUCCAUCCGGCGGCGGCGUCGUCCAUCGCCGGAACUGUGCCGCUGCAGCACCAGCAGCAAGAACAGGGCGCGGGCGCGGCGAGCGCGUUCGUGUUCCGGCACAGGAUGACGGCGGGGCCGGCGAGCGCGUCGAGGACGGUCGGCGCGGCGACGGGGUUCGCGCUCCCGGGCGAGGCGGGCUCGGCGGUGACGGUGUUCGACACGGUGCACCUGGCGUUCGACGCGGCGGGGAUGUCCGGGAGCCUCUGCAUCCAGGCGGCGGGCGGCGGCGAGAAGGCGCCGCCGCGCCCGACGAGGCGGCGCGGGGAGUGCGGGGAGCCGGAGGCGCUGCGGGUGGUGGGCGGCACGGGCGCGUUCGCGUUCGUCGCCCGCGGGGAGGCCGUCCUCCGCGUCGAGUGCGCGCUGCGGCUGUUCGGUGCCGCCGCGGGGAAGGUGCUGCGGCUUGAGCUGAGCGUUGCAUGAGCGAUAUUUGCUCCUCCUUUUUUUCACCUCUUUUUACCUUCUGCAAAAUUGUUGAUUCCGUAUUAUAUUUUUCGGGGAAAAUACAACUCGGCUUUGUUGCUGUGGAAAUACACACGUUUGCAUACAAAUGUUGUUAGAAACUUUUAAUGGGAGUUACAUUGUGGUUGAGUGAUCGAGUCCUUUUUUCGUGUGCAAGCUUGAGAAUUGAGACUG